Chinchilla lanigera (long-tailed chinchilla) is the source of this 1910-nucleotide messenger RNA. RefSeq names its product caspase recruitment domain family, member 9 (gene Card9). Bases 153 to 1769 code for a protein of 538 amino acids. The transcript has 12 exons. Gene Ontology annotation, biological process: regulation of apoptotic process; positive regulation of canonical NF-kappaB signal transduction. The record is from RefSeq and is a predicted model, not a curated record. Lineage: Eukaryota; Metazoa; Chordata; Mammalia; Rodentia; Chinchillidae.
GCCUCCCUCCCCGGCCUCCACACUCCUCCCACCCCAGACCAGCAGCAUCUCAGACAUCCCGGCAGCUGCAGCCAGGGCCCGCAGGCAGGUGGCUCCGCAGGACCCUGAGCGCCACGUCCACCUCAGCAGCUGCCCCAACCCCAGCCCCCACCAUGUCGGACUAUGAGAAUGAGGACGAGUGCUGGAGCACGCUGGAGGGCUUCCGCGUGAAGCUCAUCUCCGUCAUCGACCCCUCGCGCAUCACGCCCUACCUGAGGCAGUGCAAGGUCCUGAACCCCGACGAUGAGGAGCAGGUGCUCAGCGACCCCAACUUGGUCAUCCGCAAGCGCAAAGUGGGUUUGCUCCUGGACAUACUGCAGCGGACGGGCCACAAGGGCUACGUGGCCUUCCUGGAGAGCCUGGAGCUCUACUACCCACAGCUGUACAAGAAGGUCACGGGCAAGGAACCAGCACGCGUCUUCUCCACGAUCAUCGACGCGUCGGGGGAGUCGGGCCUGACGCAGCUGCUGAUGACCGAGGUCAUGAAGCUACAGAAGAAGGUGCAGGACCUGACAGCGCUGCUGAGCUCCAAGGAUGAUUUCAUCAAGGAGCUGCGCGUGAAGGACAGCCUGCUGCGCAAGCACCAGGAGCGCGUGCGGCGGCUCAAAGAGGAGUGCGAGGCCGGCGUGCUCGACCUCAAGCGCUGCAAGGAGGAGAACUACGACCUGGCCAUGAGGCUGGCCCGCGUGAGUGAGGAGAAGGGCGCCGCGCUCAUGCGCAACCGCGACCUGCAGCUGGAGGUGGACCGGCUGCGGCACAGCCUCAUGAAGGCGGAGGACGACUGCAAGGUGGAGCGCAAGCACACGCUGAAGCUGCGGCACGCCAUGGAGCAGCGGCCCAGCCAGGAGCGACUGUGGGAGCUGCAGCAGGAGAAGGCCCUGCUGCAGGCGCGGGUGCAGGAGCUCGAGGCUGCUGCACAGGAGGGGAAGCUGGAGCGGAGCAGCCCCUACGUCCAAGUGCUGGAGGAGGACUGGCGCCAGGCGCUGCUCGACCACCAGGAGCAAGCCGCCACCAUCUUCACCCUGCGCAAGGACCUCCGCCAGGCCGAGGCCCUCCGAGCCCGGUGCUCGGAGGAGAGGGAGAUGGUCGAGCUGCAGUGCCUGGCCCUGCGCAAGGACUCCAAGAUGUACAAGGAGCGCAUCGAGGCCAUCCUGCAACAGAUGGAGGAGGUCGCCUUUGAGCGGGACCAGGCCAUGGCCUCGCGGGAGGAGCUGCAUGCGCAGUGUGCCCGGGGCCUGCAGGAAAAGGACGAGCUACGCAAGCAGGUCCGAGAGCUGGGCGAGAAGGCCGACGAGCUGCAGCUGCAACUGUUCCAGUGCGAGGGCCGGCUGCUGGCUGCCGAGGCCCGGCUCAAGCAGCAGCAGCUGGACACACUGGUCCUGAGCUCGGACCUGGAGGAAAGCUCACCCAGGAACUCCCAGGAGGUCUUGCUGCCCCAGGACCUGGAGGACAACAGACAGCUCUCAGACAAAGGCGGCGUGGCCGAGCAGGACAACGCGGAGCAGCCCUUUGUGUCUCUGCAGAAGGAGCCGCUCUCGCUGAGCACCCAGGACGCGGGCCCGAGCGUGGGCGGGGAGCCCCCAGAGAAGGAGCGGCGGCGCCUCAAGGAGAGCUUCGAGAACUACCGCAGGAAGCGAGCGCUCAGGAAGGUGCAGAGCGGCUGGCAGCAGGCCGAGGGCGACCGCGGGAACACCACCGGCAGCGACAACACGGACACGGAGGGCUCCUAGCGCGCCAGGAACGCCUGGGCUCCACCCAGCCGCGGCGCGCGCCCCUGGCCAUGGCCAUGGCGUCCUAUCUGCAUCUGCUACACGUGCUUUGUAGGGGUCUGGAGCAUGGGACCGAGUAAAUAAAAACAACCUGCGGGGGAA